Messenger RNA from Arabidopsis lyrata subsp. lyrata, 1776 nucleotides. RefSeq lists its product as uncharacterized. Bases 285 to 1523 code for a protein of 412 amino acids. Lineage: Eukaryota; Viridiplantae; Streptophyta; Magnoliopsida; Brassicales; Brassicaceae. The transcript is spliced from 5 exons. The record is from RefSeq and is a predicted model, not a curated record.
AAAUAAUAUAAUUUUGACGGUUGUGAUUUCAUUUUGAAUUUUAACGGUUUCAAUCAAUUAUAGUAAAACGAGCAAGCCCAUUUACGGCCCAAUCUACACAGCUGUCUUUUCGUCUUCCCACACUAAUCAGACUCGGCAUGGUGACCGGGGAAGAAGGUCUCGUUUUCAAAAUUUCUAAACGAAAAGUUUAAAAUUUCGAGGCGGGAGAUUUGCGAAAUCAAUGGGCUUUUCUUCUUCUGUUUCAAAUCUGGAAAUUUUCGCGCUAAUUCGCUUUUAGGCUCUUGAUGGAUGACUAUGGUGGUUCUGAUUUGAGCAUUGAGGAUCUGAUGGAUGAGUAUUCUUCUCGACCCUCACAAAUAGCUGAAUGGUUAUGGUGUAUUGAAUAUGUAGCCAAAUUUGUGAAGGAUAUAAGCUGCUUACUCGAUUUGAUGAACAUGGGUUAUCAAUACUCUAAUGACUAUGGGAGGAGGAUUAAUGAAGUCCUGUCUCUGAGAGUCUUGGAGUUCAUGUUUGAUCCAACCAAGUAUGAUGCUAACGGUGUUGGUGUUGCUUCUACUUCAGAGGCAAGAGUUGAGUUUGAUUUAUCUUUGAGUAACACUGAUGUUCUCAGAGCAAUUCUGAAAGAGAUUCCAGUAUCAGAACUGCGAGCGGGCAUGCCAGAGCUAUCAAAGUUUGAUGUUCUUCCAUUUAUUGCUCACAAGAAAAUGUGUUUGCCACAAUGCGCACUGGAGAUGCUGAGAGAUGUGAGUUUAAUGGAGAAUCAGACUAGUGCAGCUCCUUCCAUGGAAACAAAUGACCCUGUUUUUAGAGAUGAUAGAUCAGUGCACAUGGAUACAUGCGAGGAGGUGACGGUAGGUGAGCAACGAGUACAUAUUGGUAACGAGAAGAAACCCAUGGAUGAGCAGCAAGUGCAUAUUGGUUUGGAACAAAACAUAAAAGAGAAGGAUAAAGUAAUUGCUAUCGACGACGAAGAUGAGCCAAUGCACACUAAUGAUAAAGGUGAAGUAAUUGUGAUCGAUGACGAUACUGAGAGGGAUCAAGACACAACCGCUGAACCCAUUAACAACGGUAAUACUACUGAUGAGACCUUUUCUCCAAGCUCUAGAAGAUCUCCAAAGGAUGCACGUGUAAAAUGUACAAACGAUGGAACCUGGUUAAUCAGUGGGAGCGAUGAUGAGUCAGAUAUGGUUAAAGAUCCAGCCUCGAUCAAGAAAAAUCCAAACACUGACUUGAACCUUCUUCCUUCGAGCUCCCCAACAAGACCGGAGAAUGUAUGCUGGAAAUGUGAGAAAGAAGGAACAUUAUUGAUAUGUAGCAAAAGCGAGUGUGCAGCAAAAGUUCACAAGGAAUGUUUGAAUUGUCCGGUUAACGUUGAUGAAGGUGGGAACUUUCUCUGCCCUCUGUGCUGGUAUGACCGAGUCGCCAUGGAGUACAAUGAAUCGAAGAGGUUGAUUGGCGGCGCCAAGAGAAGAUUGGUGAAGUGUUUCCCGGUACUUUCAAUAAGAAGCAAGAGACUCAAGUGAUGAUGCUGCAACUUCACUAUAAUUUAAUCUCUUCUUUGUCUUUUGGGGUGAUCGAUGUUAGAUAUGUAAUUGUAGAAUUAAGUAUGUGCUUUUGUGCAGUUCGAAUCUCUUGUCCUUGGUAUAUUCUGGGUAGGAGACAAGUUAGGGAAGGAAGGUGAAGCAACAAUGUUCAUGUGUUGAUGUAAAGAAUUUGAAAACGCAGGCGCCAAGUUAAGGAUUUGAAUGGUGAUUAUUUAAGGGUAAUUGUACUAAA